UGGUGCACACUGGCCUUGAGGUGAGGCCACACCAGUGCAGAGCAGAGCAGGACAAUCACUUCCCUCAACCAGCUGGGGAUGUUCUUUCCUGACCAAGCACAUCCUGUGUUUUCCUGAUGUAGCCUUUACUGCACGUGCCAACUCCACAAGGGGAUUUCAUGGGCAUUUCCAGGCAAUUAGGCUCUCUCUCUGGUGCUGGAGGCUGCUCUGUGCCUAGCUGGGAUUCACAUUCCACACGUAGGUUCACAACCUGGGUGUUUCUACUCUAAAUGAUAAAAAUACUGCAAAACAGGGUUUCCAACAAAAGCAUUUUUAAGAAAGAAAGGCUAAAGUUCUGCGUGCUUUUGUGGGAUUCAUGGCUACAGCUCUAUUCCGUCACUUGUGAUAAUCAACAUAUAUCUAAUUGCAGGGAUUAAAACUAAAUGCAGCAAAAUCCAUCUCAGAUUUAGAGUAACAUCUCCCUUCAUGGCUUAGAUGGACCGGCCAAGCUGUAAUGUAUCCUCAGUCCUUGGUCUGCUGCGCACAUCAACUGUCAGCAUAACAGAAAGUGUGUGGCCAAAUUCUGGGAGCUCAGCAGUAGCUCAAGGUGACUUUGCAGAUAUUCCUUACUGCUUGAAGCCAGCAAGACACGAAGGACAGCUGCACUCAACCACUCAAAUGAGGCAAAAGAAAUGAGCCUGUCCUUCAGCACUUUUAUUACCUGGGCUUCUCUCUGGCUGUCACCCCAGAUGAAGGAGCUGUGACCAGCCAAUGCAGUUCAGUGCUGCUGCUGCAGACUGAGUUACUGCACUGCCUCAAAUUGCUACAGUGUGAGACUGACUCAAACAUUGUAUUUUAAGUCACUCCCUCCCCACCAUCUCACAGAGCACCACACAUUGACUACACGUAGGAAACAUCAGCACCUCUGUAGCCCCUUCUGAAAUAUCAGCUGAGCAUUUCCUCAGCAAAACUGGCACAGAUAUCUGUGCAGAACACUCUUGAUAGUAAUAUAAUUGUGACAUACAUAGUCCUGAGAUAUGGACAGAGCUUAUUUCUUUUUUGAUAUCUUUAUGGCUUAAGUAUUUUGACUAUCUAAGAACUCGGAUUCAUUGCAUCUUUUGUUUUUUAUUAUGCCCCCUUCCCUCCACCUACUUCAUUCUUACUUGGCAUUUGUCUCAUCCUUGAUAGACGCCUUAAGAUGGGAGAUCAAAUGUCUGCUUUUCUCUGCAAAUGUUGAAGGAAAGGCAGACAAGGCUGGGCAUGGCCCCUCCAGCCUUGACCUCCAGCCUAGAGAUAAAAUCAGAGUACUGAACAAAAACCUUGUCUUAUAAUACCAACAUUGUCAGGGAUCCUCUGUCCUUCCCAGCUGGAAUUACCUCCCAGACACACCCGGACACCAAAACAAACAUCACGGAGGGAUUUUAAAAGACUAAUUUUUUAUGAAUCCUUGUGGUACCUCAGAGGAAAAAGGGGCCCUGUCCUCUGUCAGAAACUGUUGCAGUUUCCCUAUCUGCGGAAAGUUUAAGCUCACUUUUACCUUGCGUUACCAACACUAAUCAAUCUUUCAACUUAGAAGCGUGACUUCCCUGCCUGAAACGUGGGUUCCGACUCCUGGCCCUGCAGAGGACACCCCAACAAUCCCACCCUGUCCCAAACAGCUGCUGCUUGGGCUUCAUUGCCCAGUGAGCUGUCCUGGGCAGCUCUUCGGAGCUGCAGCUCCCACCUGUGCCUUGAGCAGUGGCAUCUGACACCAAAUCCUGCCCUGGGCUCUGCUAGGUGCAGGAUCCCCACUCCCUGACACAGACCUCAGCUUUGGGCCACUCAAGGUCUGUACAGGGGCUCUGGAGGCUGCACUUUAAGUAAUGGAUGCAUUUGCCCACUCUCAGCAUUUAUCAGUCCCAGUUUGUCGUCCAGGUCCAUCCAGGUGUCUUUGCAGAGGCGAACAGGGGCAGGUUUGGUUCUUUUCCUCCCUGCCGGCUCGGGGACCUCUCUCCCUGCUGGUCCAGCUGUCCGGGGCUCCCUGCCCGCAGCAGCUGCCCCAUGGCCGCAGGGACUCCUCCCAGCUUUCCUUCCCGCUCCGAGUCCUGGCUGCUGCAUCCCCGUGUAAGCAGGGGUGGACUCUUUGCCCUGUUACCCUUGAAGCACCCAAGCUCCCAGCUCUGAGCUGCUGAAUGGAAUUCAGCUGUGACGAAUUCACGUGGCAGGCGAGACACAGGAAGCUCGGUGGAGGAGAGGGAAAACCCUCCCUUUAAAGGGGGAGGAGGCAGCAGCUUUUUGCUCGCAGAGCAAACGAGAGGCUCUGCUCCACUCCCGCUUUCAGUUUCAUUUCCCACCAGUGCCCUCCUUCUUGCCCUCAGCCCUCUCUCGAGGCUCAGGCGCCAUGGCCGAGGCGGGUGCUGCGGCCAAGCUGAAGGACGAGCUGACCUGCCCCAUCUGCCUGGACAUUUACAGGAACCCCGUGUCCCUGGGGUGCGGUCAUAGCUUCUGCGAGGAGUGCAUCCAGAAGGAUCAGAAAUGCCAGCAGGGCUCUUCCAAGUGCCCGCUCUGCCUUUCCCCCACAGGCCCCACUGGGGAGCUGAAGCCCAACUUCCAUCUCCGCAACAUAGUGCAGAACUUUUUGGAUGCUUCUGUUCAUCAAGGGGAAGAAAAGCAGAAAGUGCAAUGCAAAGAGAAGGAGGAAAGUUUGGGGCAGCAAGAGGAGGAAAAGCAGGAAGUGCAAUGCAAAGAGGAGGAGGAAAGUUCAGACCAGCAAGAGGAGGAAAAGCAGAAAGUGCAAUGCAAAGAGGAGGAGGAAAGUUCAGACCAGCAAGAGGAGGUGAUCCUGUGUGACUUCUGCCUUCAGGAGCCCUAUCCAGCCGUGAAGACUUGCCUGAGUUGCGAGGCCUCCCUGUGCCAAGCCCACCUGAGCAAGCACAGCACAAAGAACACCCAGAAGAACCACGUCCUGGUGGAGCCCUGUGGUGCCCAGGUUUUGGCUGAGAGGAAAUGCCCCCAGCACGGCAAAUUGCUGGAAUGCUACUGCGAGAUGGACAAGGUCUGCAUCUGCAUGCUGUGCUCCGUCCUCAGCUCCCACAGGGAGCACAAGAUCAUCAGCUUAGAGGAGGCUUUUGGCCAAGCGCAGCGUGUUUUUCCAAAAACUCUAAAAAAGGUGAUAAACUAUGAAGCUGCGCUGGAUCGAAGCAUAGCAAACCUGCUGGAACAAGCGGAGGAAGUAAAGGUUAAAAAGGGUCUGCAGUGGCAACAACUGGAGAGCCUAUUCAAAGAGAUCAGUCUGCAGCUAGAGAAAAAAAAACGUGAGAUCCUGAAAGCUCUCAGUGACUAUGAGAACCAACAAAUUUCUCGGAUUCACAUGGAGUUAAAGAACCACAGAGAGCAGAAGCGUUCAGCCAGCCAUGAUAUUCAGGAGCUGGAGGCUCUGAGAAAUCAGAAAGAUAUACUUCUUUUCACCAGGGCUUUUACAGCAAUUCAAGCCAGGGAACGGAAGCCUGUUCCUAUCACGGAUGGUGUGAAAGUGCCAAACCCACCUAUUGCUUUGGAUGAAUCAAAAACACGCAAUGUUCUCUCCCUUUUCCAGCAAUUCCUUUCAAACAUGGAGUCCUCAAUUAAACCACCACCUGUGGUGUUUUCAACUCCUCACAGCGGUACAGGUGGACCCCAGCAUCCACAUAACCCAAGUGUUUUCUCCCUUUCUGCUGCCCCUGCCUUCUCCUUUCACCGUCCAGGCAGCUCUUCAAAUCCUGGUUUGCCCACUCGCUCCGGCAUCGCUGCCUGUACCGCUUCAAAUACUAGCUUUGGUGGGUUUCCUCAGAGAUUCUGAAAAAUGUGUAAAACCUGUGGGUUGAGAUAAGAGCAGUUUGAUAACUGAAACAAAGCAAAAUGAUACUAAUGAUAACAGUAAUAGAAAGGAGCAAAGAGAGUGAAAAAAACCAACUAAAACAAGUGAUGCACAAUAAAAUUGCUCCCCACCUGCCCACUCCCAGAUAAACCAGGACAGGACUCAAAUAUGUGCAGUGCUGUCCCAGACAUGCAGAGUGUCCAGAGUUUCUGAGAGGUGAACACCAACAAUGAGAGCUGCUGGAAGCUUGGAGUCAUUUGUGCCCUGUCUGAGUGCUGCCUGCAAGUGCCUCACGAUUACCUCUGCAUGUUCCUAGGCCAACAACCUCGAAGUUGUAUGGGCAGACUUGGACUGCUGA
Pipra filicauda (Wire-tailed manakin) is the source of this 4172-nucleotide messenger RNA. RefSeq names its product probable E3 ubiquitin-protein ligase MID2. NCBI's taxonomy places the organism in Eukaryota, Metazoa, Chordata, Aves, Passeriformes, Pipridae. Gene Ontology annotation, molecular function: zinc ion binding. The record is from RefSeq and is a predicted model, not a curated record. Bases 2360 to 3796 code for a protein of 478 amino acids. The transcript is spliced from 7 exons.